Messenger RNA from Papaver somniferum (opium poppy), 1813 nucleotides. Its product is annotated as protein DETOXIFICATION 33-like. Gene Ontology annotation, cellular component: membrane. NCBI's taxonomy places the organism in Eukaryota, Viridiplantae, Streptophyta, Magnoliopsida, Ranunculales, Papaveraceae. Gene Ontology annotation, biological process: xenobiotic detoxification by transmembrane export across the plasma membrane. Bases 100 to 1560 code for a protein of 486 amino acids. The record is from RefSeq and is a predicted model, not a curated record. Gene Ontology annotation, molecular function: xenobiotic transmembrane transporter activity; antiporter activity. The transcript has 8 exons.
UUGAUCAAGAUUAAUCCUCUCUCUCCUAUUUUGUCAACGAGGUAGGUUGUCAAAUAAAUACAAGCUUGUUAAGCUUUUAGGGAGGUCGAGAUUUCUGCCAUGGAUGGUGAUUCAACUUCAAACUACUCAAUACCUCUGUUAACAAACAAAAAUGAGAAUUCUGAUCAAGAAUCCUUCUGUCGAAAAGUUUGGGAAGAAAACAAGAUCAUAUGGUACAUAGCAGGACCAUCCAUUUUGAGUGCAAUAUUAAAAUUCUCUCUUGCUUUCACCACUCAAAUAUGGGUUGGUCAUGUUGGUACCCUUGAACUUGCUGCUUUUGGUCUCCAAAACUUGGUCAUUGCUGGUCUCACCUAUGGCAUCAUGUUGGGAAUGGGAAGUGCGUUACAAACACUAUGCGGACAAGCAUAUGGAGCAGGAAAACUAACACUGCUAGGGAUAUACUUGCAAAGAUCAUGGGUGAUUCUGCUUGGAACUGCAUUACCAUUAACACUAAUCUCGGUGUUUGCAACAAAAAUUCUUUUACUUUUUGGCCAAAAAAUAGAGAUUGCAGAAUUAGCUGGUACAUAUUCUAUAUGGAUGAUACCACAAUUAUACAUGUACGCUUUGAAUUCUCCUAUGCAAAGAUUUUUACAAGCCCAGAGAAAAGUAGUACCAUUAGCUUGGAUAUCAUUUGGAGUUUUAGUUAUUCAUGUUCCGUUAAGUUGGUUUUGUGUUAUGAGAUGGGGUUUAGUUGGAGCGGCAGCUUCGUUGAAUUUUUCAUGGGUCUUGGUUGUCAUUCUUCAAUUUUCUUAUAUCGUCUCCGGAAACUGCAAGGAUACUUGGAGUGGUUUUUCAUGGUUGGCUUUUACUGAAUUGCUCGAUUUUCUCUGGUUAUCUCUGGCUUCAGCUGUCAUGCUCUGCUUGGAGUAUUGGACACUUAUGGUUUUGCUUGUGUUUGCCGGAGUACUUAAAAAUGCUGAAGUUAAAGUUGAUGCAGCUGCUAUCUGUUUGAAUGUCGAAGGAUGGCUAUUUAUGGUACCACUUGGUUACAUGGCUGCUGUCGGUGUAAGGGUCUCGAACGAAUUGGGAGCAGGAAAUGCUGCAGCUGCAAGAUUCUCUGUUUGGGUUACGGUCUCAAUUGCUCUAGUAACACAAACAGUUUUUGCUACCCUAAUUUUGAUAACAAGAUAUGACUUCCCAAAACUCUUUACAGACGACAAGAUUGUUAUGAAAGAAGUCAGUGCAUUAGCCGUGUAUUUAUGUAUCUCAAUCUUACUAUGUGCCAUCCUACCCGUUUUAUCAGGUAUGACCAUUGGAGCUGGUUGGCAAGCUGUUGUAGCCUACGUAAAUUCCGUAACCUAUUAUCUCAUUGGGUUGCCCAUCGGCGUCUUCAUGGGAUUCAAAUUAGAUUGGGGUCUAGAGGGACUUUGGGUUGGAACACAAAUUGGGAUGGGCCUUCAGACAAUUGGUCUCUUAAUUAUGUUUUGGCGUGCAGACUGGGACAAAGAAGUGCAAUUAUCUGAAGUCCGAGUUUCCGAGGAUGUGGGUUUAGGCGAGGAACAAAAGUUGAUUAAACUUUGAGAUUAUUUUAAUUCUCAUUCUUUAAUGAAAAAGAUCAAACUUUUAAUGAUCCAAAAUGAAAAAUAAAAAACCUUGUUUGGGAUUUCUGAACAACCUUGCGUUAAAUUGCUAAAAUCUCACACCUGGUUCAAUAGAUUCAUAGACAUAUAUGAACAACAAACUAGUUAAUUUGGUAGGGAGGGAUCAUCUUAAGUAGAACGAAAUUGAACAGCAGGCAUAUACGAACACAUGAUUCAGACAGUAUAGGAUUAUA